CUGAUACGCUGCAGCCUUUGCAACCAGAUUGACAAUACCUAUAAAGUUGCAUCUGCAAGAUGUCGAUUUCAGCAAUUUCUUUUGGAUUGCGACACGUCAAACAAGCAGUGUUUCGGAGCCCUCGGAAACGCCUUUCUUCCAUACGAUGGUUGGAAAGCCAAGGAUGAACGCUGCGGAAACAUUGUUUGUCCUGAGCAUACUGAAUGUCGGCCAGUCGAUGGAACUCCGAUGAGAACGGAAUGCGUCUGUGCGGAAGGUUUCCGAGCUAUCGGUGCAACUGCAGACGAUCAAGGACGACUGAUAUACACCUGCCAGGACAUUGACGAAUGCGCAUCUAAACCAUGCCAAACGGAAGCGGAAUGUCUGAACACUCCUGGUUCGUAUGUGUGCGCUCGGGAUCCCGACAAUGCCGUGUGUCCGAACGGAACUGAGGUCGUCGUCACUGGCCCGUUCUCGUAUCGAUGCGAUUGUAGCUGGAUAUAUGCGGGUUCAAAUUGCCGAUUUCCGCUGACGUUGAUACUUCUUGUUCUUGCUUGUUUCUUCCUUCUCACGACAAUUAUCGCUAUCCUUUUCGCUGUCUGCCAGAAACGACGGAAUCGAACGGGAACGUAUCAACUCUACGGUGCUCCUGUCGCCGAUGGCAUGUAA
Messenger RNA from Cooperia oncophora, 648 nucleotides. The record is from the annotation of a GenBank genome assembly. Lineage: Eukaryota; Metazoa; Nematoda; Chromadorea; Rhabditida; Trichostrongylidae.